UGAUGCGAGAAUGACGCAGGCGUGACGCGAGCGCGGCCGCUCCCGAGGCGCUCGCGCUAUCCCCGCCGCGCUCCGAGGCAGCCGUUGCUUGGCCUGUUUCGCCAGGCCCGGGCCAACCUCAGGCCUUGCCACCCCACCAGCCAUGGACGACUACGCGGUUCUGUCGGACGCCGAGCUGGCUGCCGUGCUGCGCCAGUACAACAUCCCGCACGGGCCCGUCGUGGGCUCCACUCGCAAGCUCUACGAAAAGAAAAUCUUCGAGUACGAGACCCAGAGGCGGAGGCUCUCUCCUCCCAACUCGUCCGCCUCGUUCUCCUAUCGGUUCUCAGACUCGCAUUCAGCGUCGGUGGGCUCAGAUAUGUACGACCUGCCCAAGAAAGAAGACGCCUUGCUUUAUCAGAGCAAGGGCUAUAAUGACGACUACUAUGAGGAGAGUUACUUGACCACCAGGACUUAUGGGGAGCCCGAGUCUGUGAGCACGUCCAAGGGCUUCCGCCAGCCUGUGACUCCACUCUCAGAUGCUGACACCUUCCACCACCAGGUGCGUGAUGACAAUCUUUUUUCUUUUCCUGAAAAGGAAGGCAAGGAUAGGGAACGCCGCAUGUAUGACCGGGACAGUGCCUACCAGAGCAUUGCGCACUACCGCCCUGUUUCCAACGUCUCCAGGAGCUCCCUGGGCUUAUCCUAUUAUCCUACAUCCUCCUCCGCCUCUUCUGUGUCCUCAUCUUCAUCUGCCCCUCCUUCAUGGCUUGCCCGCCGUGCCAUCCGGCCGGAAAAGCAAGCCCCUGGGGCUGGUCUCGGCCAGGAUCGCCAGGUCCCGCUCUGGGGGCAGCUGCUGCUUUUCCUGGUCUUUGCGGCCUUCCUGCUCUUUGUUUACUACUCCAUGCAGGCUGAGGAAGGCAACCCCUUCUGGAUGGAGCCCUGAGGGUCUCAGCUUUGGAGCCAGCUCUUCUCAGAAGUCCUGGCUGACUGCCUUAGCAGUGUUUGC
Propithecus coquereli (Coquerel's sifaka) is the source of this 988-nucleotide messenger RNA. It is a transcript of the gene EMD, whose product is annotated as emerin. Gene Ontology annotation, cellular component: nuclear envelope. The transcript is spliced from 6 exons. Lineage: Eukaryota; Metazoa; Chordata; Mammalia; Primates; Indriidae. Bases 143 to 925 code for a protein of 260 amino acids. The record is from RefSeq and is a predicted model, not a curated record.